AUGCUCGGGCUAUCAUGGGCACAGCUCUGGGGAGCUGCCCUGCUGCUCCUCAAUACCCAGUCGGCUAUGACGCAGCUGACCAUCCAGGUCACUGACAAGGACUCUGUCGUCAAGGCCGGGCAAGCCAUCGCCAAGCCUAUGAUGAAAUUCUACCACGAGAACGAAACCGAGGGUAUUCCCGGCAAGCUCACAGACACCUGGUACGUUGCUGGGUCCAUGUUCAUGACUUGGAUCCAGUAUUGGUCGGUCUCGAAUGUCGACACCUAUAACGAUGUGGUGCAACACGACCUGAUGUUCCAGUCUGGUCGAGAUUACAACUAUUUCGACUCCAACUACAGUCAAUGGCUGGGAAAUGACGACCAGAUGUUCUGGGGUCUUGCGACCAUUACUGCGUCCGAAACCGAAUUCAAGGAGGUCAGCGGCAAGCCGUCGUGGACAUCUCUUGCCGCCGCCGUUUUCAACAUGCAGAUUGGCCGGUGGGAUAUGACCUCCUGUGGAGGUGGUGAGCGCUGGCAAAUCUGGCCCAUCCAGAAUGGUUACGCGAUGAAGAACGCGAUCUCCAAUGGUGGACUCUUUGCGCUGGGAGCGCGGCUUGCUCGCUUCACCAAGAACGAGACCUACGUCCAGUGGGCCGACAAGAUCUGGGAUUGGUCGCAGGAAAGCCCAAUUUUGAACAACGAAACUUACUUCAUUUGCGACUCGACUUCGUCCUUGGACAACUGCGCAAAGGGUGAUCACACGCAGUGGACUUACAACUAUGGCACGUAUUUGCUGGGUGCGGCCUAUAUGUACAACUAUACCAAGGGCGACGACCGGGCAAAGUGGGAGAAACGGGUCGACGGGCUCCUCGAGACGACUUUCAAGACGUUCUACCCUAAGCAGUAUGGCGGCAAUGUUCUUUCCGAUAUUACCUGCGAACCGGUGAACAAAUGCGACCGAAAUCAGCUUUGUUUCAAGGGAUACCUCUCGAUGUGGCUUGCCACGACCGCCAUCCUCGUUCCUUCGACUCGCGACAAGAUCACUCCCAAACUGCAAGGGUCGCUCGAGGCGGUCGCGAAGAUCUGCUCUGGAGAGUCGGAUAAUCUCUGUGGUUUGCGGUGGUACGAUGAUCACUGGGAUGGAACCAAGGGGCUGGAGGUCCAGAUGGCGGCGCUUGGCGCCGUGUCGUCGGUUCUCAUGCUGCUGAGCGAAGGCAAGGGCCCGAGCAACGUUGACAGCAACCCCGAUGCCAAGGAAGCGCCCAUCGACACCGGAGGCGGUAACAAGGACAGUGAUAUUAGCACCCGACCCAUCACCACCGGUGACAAGGCUGGUGCCUGGAUCCUCACCGUUUUGACCGGCGGCUUGGCCGCUGGUGGAGUGACGUGGCUGUUGAAGGCAAGCUGA
Messenger RNA from Penicillium alfredii, 1386 nucleotides. Its product is annotated as glycoside hydrolase family 76 protein. Bases 1 to 1386 code for a protein of 461 amino acids. NCBI's taxonomy places the organism in Eukaryota, Fungi, Ascomycota, Eurotiomycetes, Eurotiales, Aspergillaceae. The transcript is spliced from 4 exons. Gene Ontology annotation, biological process: fungal-type cell wall biogenesis; carbohydrate catabolic process. Gene Ontology annotation, molecular function: mannan endo-1,6-alpha-mannosidase activity. The record is from RefSeq and is a predicted model, not a curated record.